AUGGAUGCCGCUAACAACAACAUCCUGGGCCUGAUUGCCCCCGAGGUCGACAACCGCGACCAAUCGACGCGCACUCUCGAUCCCAAAGCAAGUCUGUUCCGCCCCGGAGCUAAAGAACACUAUCUCCGGAACGCCUUCAACCUGGAACUAAAUUUAGUCGAUCCUGACGCUACAAAUGGGACCGUUGUAAUAAAAAGUAGCCUGAAGAGAAAAUGUACAGGUGAAGAAAUCGCUCUCGACAAGCCAAAUAAGAAAGUAACCUUUGAUUUGCCCAGCGACACGGAAUCGUCUUGUGGAUCGAGCACCGGUGGGAGUUUCCUAGACUGGUGUCAGUUCCACGCUGACGCUGAAUCAAACAACUUUGAACUACAGUCUCUAUGUUUGGACGGUACCGAUAUGUUGGCAGACAACGAAAAGUCCUGCUUAGAUACGCCCCGCAAACAGCCCUGA
Puccinia triticina is the source of this 450-nucleotide messenger RNA. RefSeq lists its product as uncharacterized. Bases 1 to 450 code for a protein of 149 amino acids. The record is from RefSeq and is a predicted model, not a curated record. Lineage: Eukaryota; Fungi; Basidiomycota; Pucciniomycetes; Pucciniales; Pucciniaceae. The transcript has 2 exons.